Molecule: messenger RNA, 4069 nt
Organism: Calidris pugnax (ruff)
Lineage: Eukaryota; Metazoa; Chordata; Aves; Charadriiformes; Scolopacidae
Product: Y+L amino acid transporter 2-like
Exons: 10
Coding region: 854-2377 (507 amino acids)
Biological process (GO): amino acid transmembrane transport
Cellular component (GO): membrane
Molecular function (GO): L-amino acid transmembrane transporter activity
Source: RefSeq, a predicted model, not a curated record
UUUUUUUUAAAGUUUAUUUAAUUUAAAUAAGAUCUUAAUGCCAGAUCAGCCUGUUUUUUGGAUCAUGCAUCAUGCCAUAAGUCAUUAGAAAAGCCACAGAUAUAUAAUUUUCUGGUUAAGAAAAAUUAGAGGGUUGAUAAAUAUUUAGCAAUUAGUAGAUUAGAUUUUAAAAUUGUGUAUCCAAAAAAGUAAACAGAAAAACAUUAAGUUUUUUAGAUUAAAUAAUACCUAUGAAUUUGAGUUAAUUACCGUUCCUAGUAGUCUCCCCACUCUAAAAACCUUUCUGAUUUGGCAAGUUAUGCCACGAGAAUAAACACUGGCUUUGUGCACAGUGUUAGCAAGAAGUCACAUGGUGGCUUUCUAAAUUAACAAGAAGGAAUUAGACUGCAUUUGUUUCACAUUAACAUCUGGGAAGGGUUGUUCUUGGUUUCAGUGAUAUGUGGAUGAAGGAAUUUAUUUUUUUCCAACCUUUCUUUUGUUUUAUCUCUAUCGCAACUUUAUAAGGAAUAGAGAGCAGCUGAUAGUUAAGUUGCCAGUUUCUGCCUGCUAAUGACCUCAGUUGAGGUUGUUUGGAGAAUCUACAUUCCAGGAGAGUCUGGGAUCUUCUUUCUUAAAAGCUCUCAUUGAUUUCAGUAUUCGUGCUACUGCAAUAAAAAUAGCAGCUGGAGGCAAGGCUAAACCAAGAGAGAGAGAAGAGACUAUUCAUAUUAGCGUUAACUUACCCGUCCUGGUCAAACAGAUGAGUGCUUAUUUAGAUCAGCAGCUACAGAUUUCAGUUACGGCAGCCUUUCUGCUAAAGGAAGCAACUCUAUUACCUACACCUCUCCCCCACCCCCGGUAAUGACAGCUGAGGAUGCCAGGCCCCUGGAGAAUAUUCCGCAAUAAGAGAUCCAAAACUAAGAAUGGAAACACCGAAAUGGACAAUAUGGCAGACACAAGUGACAAAAUGCAGAUGAAAAAAGAAAUCACAUUACUAAAUGGAAUUUCCUUGAUUGUAGGGAACAUGAUUGGCUCUGGGAUAUUCGUAUCACCCAGAGGUGUUUUAAUGUACAGCGCUUCCUACGGACUCUCCCUAGUCAUCUGGGCACUUGGUGGGAUGUUUUCGCUGUUUGGAGCUUUAUGUUACGCUGAAUUGGGAACAUCCAUCAUUAAAUCUGGAGGCAGUUACGCCUAUAUCCUGGAAGCAUUUGGUGCCUUUGUGGCCUUCAUCAGACUGUGGUCUUCCUUGCUCAUUAUCGAGCCGACAACCCAGGCAGUGAUAGCAAUCACGUUUGCUAACUAUAUUGUUCAACCAAUUUUUCCUCAUUGUGAGCCACCGUACGAUGCAGUCAGGUUGAUUGCAGCUGCUUGUAUUUGUUCCUUAACAUUUAUUAAUUGUGUUAACGUGAAGUGGGGAACCCGUGUACAAGAUGUCUUCACAUAUGCAAAAGUUAUGGCUCUUAUCUUGGUGAUAUCUGUUGGCCUUUACAAAAUUGGUAAAGGGGAAACAGAAAACCUGAGAGCUCCGUUUGAGGGCUCAGCAACAAGCCCAGGGAUGAUUGCUCUGGCUCUCUACUCUGCCCUUUUCUCCUACUCGGGAUGGGACACGCUCAACUACGUCACCGAGGAAAUGCAGAACCCCCAGAGGAAUCUACCUCUUUCUAUUGCCAUUUCAAUGCCUAUUGUGACUAUUAUUUACUUACUGACUAAUAUAGCAUACUACAUAGUGCUGGACAUGUCAGCUCUCCUCACAAGUGAUGCAGUGGCUGUGACAUUUGGCAGUGAAACCCUUAGUUACGCUAAGUGGAUAAUUCCUAUAGCAGUGGCCAUGUCUUGUUAUAGUGGCUUAAACUCAUCAAUAAUUGCAGCAUCUAGGCUUUUUUACGUUGGAGCCAGGGAAGGACACCUCCCUGACAGUCUGAGCCUGAUCCACGUAAAGCGCUUCACCCCGGUCCCUGCUCUCCUCUUCAAUGGCUUAAUGACUUUGCUUUAUCUCCUGGUGGAAGAUGUUUUCCUCCUCAUUAAUUACUACUGCUUCAACUACUGGCUCUUUGUGGGUCUGUCUAUUGCAGGACUGAUAUAUUUGAGAUAUAGUCAGCCACACAGACCACGGCCUAUUAAACUUAACCUCUUCUUCCCUAUAGUAUACUGUUUAUGUUCCCUUUUCCUGGUCAUAGUUCCUCUCUACAGCGACACAAUCAAUUCCCUUAUUGGUAUUGGUAUUGCCCUCUCAGGCGUUCCUGCAUAUUAUUUGGGUGUCUAUCUGCCUGUUGAAAAACGACCAAAAUGUCUACAGUGGCUCUCCGCUACAACAACAAAAUACGUUCAGAUGCUCUUCUACUGUGCUCUGUCAGACCUGGACAUAGAAAUGGAACCUACAGCAGCCAAAAGUCAAUAGAGUCGCCUUGACAUGGAGAGUUGUGCCUUGAUAUUUCCCAUCUGGAGCAAUUUUUGUCAUCUGAAGUUCCCCUCACAUGUUCAGUUGUACUAAAGCAGUAACCACUGUACUAUGCAUCAGUUUGAUGUCUGUUAAUUUGUGGCCCUUUUAUAAACCCUUCUGUUUUACAGUAUUUUUUAAUUUUUAAAAAAAAUUAUCUUAAAAAAAUAUUUUUUUAAUUUUUUUUUAAAUUGUUAAUAGUGAGUUAUCACGUAACUUUGAAACUAUAAAGCGUUGUAUGAACAAACAUUUAUUAGUAGAUAAGUGCUAAAUAUUACAUUAAUUGCAAAAUUGUAAUAAAGAGCAUUAGGUCUAGUCACAAUCCUAAGAAAUAAAUUGAUACAUUUAACAAAAGUCAGAGCAGAUAUUUGCAAGGUUCAAAGCCUAAACUGGGAAGUAGAAGCCACAGUGUACUUCUAAAAAUGUAACUAAAUUCUUAGCAAAAAUAAAAACUAUAUAAUUGAAACUGGUAGAUGUGCUUUGAGUCAAUGUAGUGUUAGUGGUAAACUAUUCUAAUGCAUAAUUCCUGGCAUACAUACUGUACCAAAAGGAGAAAACAAAAGGUUUUGGUCAUUUAAAUUCUGUUAGAAAUUCUUCUUUUACAAUAUCCCACAUUUAUUACCCUUUUGCAGAAGAGGUAUUUUCAACAAACAAAUUAAAGCAUCGUAAACGAAGUACUUUUGCUUUCCGGAAUGACCUGCAGGGCUGGAGCACUGCAAGGGACUGUGUCCCCUUCCAGCCAGAACAUAUUCAGGGAAAACACUUCACCUUCUCAUAGUGUCCAUUGCUUGCCUAGAAAUACCAAAAGUGGGACCCCGUGAAUCAUACUGAUUUUUUCCAUGGUGGAAUUUGUUUAAGGCAUUCACAAGGAGAAGUGAAAAACCAUUGAUUUUGUAAAAUCCCUUGAGACCCUUCCCAGCCCUUCAGGCUCACCAGUUCCUGUGGGCCAGGUGACCUGCAGGUCUUCUACUGAGCACGCAGAGAGCCUCCAGCACCGGCUGCCAGCUCUUCAAUGCCAUGUUGGAGCCCGUUGCACAACGCCCAACACAGGCACAUCAGGUUUGAACACAAAGAAGUUUUUCAACGUGCAACUAGUCCUAAUUCUCUGUCUCCUGAAACGGAGGGGGCAGUAACUGUCAUUAAAAAAUUGCCAUCAGCCUUGCAACCUAGACCACAAAAAACAGCUGCUCCAGCUCCACUGUGGUUUGUUGAUGUGAUGAAGUCCCAUUUGUUAUCCUUGUUAGGAAGUCGUGCUUCCUUUCUGUAAUUAUAUUUGAAUAUAACAUACAUUGUUUGGAAUUUGAGUUUCAUUAUUCCCGUUCAAUUAACCCCAAUUAAGGUGAUUUAAUCGUAUACCAGUCCCUGUGGCUCCUAGCAUUAUUGUCUUUUAUUGAUGUCUCCCCAGCGAAAGAGCAGUGGCACAGGGAAGAAGGCAAUCAUUGCUCCUUAAACCUCUCUCCAUUCCCUCCUGGCAUUGUAAGGUCAUUUGCAAGAUGAUAAUUUCAAGCAUCUCCAACACAAUGUUUGCUGAUGGGGCAUCCCGUGAAACCUUUCAUUUGCAUUUCAAUGCCAUCUGCUGUGGCAGUUCCCUUUCAGCCGGGUUUUCUUUCGAUACAAAGUAUGAACAAUAAAAAUGCACUAAAUUAAGGUAAA